AUGCUCAUACAGUUGAAAUAUUUAUUAAAAAAAACCAAUAGUAACGAUGAUCAAGAUGUAGAACAAUUACAAAGUUAUGCUAAUAAAACUUAUCAAAUACCUCUCUUUCAAAAACGUUAUGUUACAAUACGAAUUAAUCCAGAUGAGCUUCGUGGUAACAAAAAUAUCAAAAACAAUAAGAUUGUAGGAUUUAAAUUUCAAGUUCAAACAACAGAUACUCGAAUAGUGCGUAUUCAAAAAGAAGUUAUGGCACCAACAAAAGAAGUAAAUGCAAAUAAUUCAAAUAAUGUCUUACUAGAAGAUUUAUUUAUCUGUAAGUAUAUAGUUUUAUUAUAAUUCGAUAAUUUGCAAACUUUUGAGAAGUUUAAAAUAGGAUUUUUACGUAUAAGAUUAAAAGAAUACGAAUUUUUCUUUAUGCAAUUAAUUCAUAAGCUUUUAAGUCUUUCUAAUCAAAUUAAACAUUCCUUUUCAAUGCAUGUUUUUCAUUCUUUAAGUAUGACAUAUUUUCGUACGUCGAGGGAAUAAAAAACAAGAUAAAAUCUUUCCACAUGCAAAGGUAGAUAUUAAAGUCUUCGUAACCUUUAAAUACGUUCUCAUAAUAUUAAACUUAUUAAAUAUGUAUCACUAAUAGAUGAAUAGUUUUCAGUAAACUAUUGUAGUUUUAUUUUCUGUUGAUUUUAAUCAGAUAUGAUACUGAUAAUACUUUCAUAAUAAAAAUGAAUAGAUACUUCAACAAUGUCAUAUCAUGACUACAUAUAUUCAUAAUACUUUUUUUCAUUCUUAUCUUUGUACUUUUGUCUCAUAAAUGUGUUUAAAUUAUUUGACUUUCUUUUAUAAAUUAUGUUAAUAAAAUCCAGUUUUGAAAUUUUAUGAUCAAAUAAAGUCCGAUUUUAUUUAUAGUACCUGAAAAAAA
Molecule: messenger RNA, 913 nt
Organism: Adineta steineri
Lineage: Eukaryota; Metazoa; Rotifera; Eurotatoria; Adinetida; Adinetidae
Source: the annotation of a GenBank genome assembly